CGGAGAAAAAAAGUAUUCUACAUCUCUAUUUGGGCGUUCAUGUUGUUUUUGGGGGACAGUUAAGGGAGAACUCCUGGUAAUUUUUAAGUUAAUCUUGAUCCUUAUAGCUUUGUGAGUAAUGUCUAUUGAAAACAAAUUGGUGCUUGUAACACAGAGCUGCUACAGCUAAUGCCCAGAGCUCCCACUCAGCUAAAACGGCAGUUAUGGGGGCAUGUACAUAAAGAGUGUAUUUGUGCCUCUUAACAGACACAAAAUGCAAUUAAAAUGUCUGUCCAACAUGAACAGGACCCUUACAAUACAACAAGAUGCGUUUAGCAACUUAGCCAUUGUUUACAUCGACCUAAAUAAGUGUUUUAGACGGCUAGCUGUAGAGCGCUGAAGUCCCGUGGGAACUGUACGUUAGCCGGAAGAAAAUAGCAGUGUGUGUGCAGGCGGGAGGAGCGAAGUGUAGGCUAUCAAGAAUGAAGAUUGGUGCUCACAAGUGAAGAAGAAAUGGUUCGCGUUUGUGCCGUUCCGAAUUGUGGCAACAAAAUGCGAAAAUAUAAAAACUUAAAUUUUCAUCGUCUUCCUCUCCGUGAUCGCGAGAUUCUGCCGUUGUGGCUAGAUGUUCUUCAACUUGAUGUGAAAACUCCCAUACAAAUACUACGCGCUAAAGAUUACCGCGUUUGCAGCGAACACUUUGACAAGGAUGAUUACACAAACACAGCACAUCGGGGCCGGUUGAAGAAAAAUGCCAUUCCCUGGACGAAGACGGGAGCAGCCACUGUGGAGGGAACGUUAAAUAGUGAGGCUCAGAAGGAACUCGAGUCACAGAGGGAACACAACCCAACAACAAGUGCCAAAUUCGGAGUCCCCACACCAGCCGUUUGUAUAAUGUGGGUCCACGGUCACAAACUCUCCAGUAGUGGGUCACUAAAAAGAGGAGCGAAGUCUGGCCCCUCACCUUCUACAGAGGCAGUUUCACACCUGGACUCUACGUCUGCAUUGGGUGUCCUUAUGGCCAGUGAGGAUUUCUCAGGACAUCUCACUGGAGAUGCAGCUGUUGUAGAAGAGAAGCUUGAUUCAGUGGAGCCAUUCAAGCUGGAUGCCACUGAAGCAGGUGUGGAUGAGCCAAACCCUCAAAGCAGCCUGAUGGAGCAGGAGGAAGAAGAGGAGAUGGAGAAAGAUCUGGAUUUAAAACCUGAUAUGGACCAAGAAAACAGUCCAGAAAAGGAUAGUCCAACCAACCAGGAUGAAGAAGAAAAUUGUGUACAGGGACAUUGUGAACAGAAGGAUGCUACAGAACUGAUGAAGAACGAAGACAAGAACAAUGCAGAGAACAUGGCACAGUUAUCACAUGAGCUUGUGAUUGCUAAAGUUGAGGACUUCACGAAUGAAAUGGCAAUAGAUGUGGACCAGACUGAGGAUCGGGAUGGGAAGAUGGAGGUUGAUAGACCAGAAGAUGCAGGAAAAUUGUUGGCUAAACCAAUAAAAAGUGAGAGAACUGAACCUUCUGCCACGCCAACACAUUCAGUGGUAAACACUGAGUUGAAACCCCAAGUGGCCCAUCCCUCCACUGCAUUACCAGUGAAGGUGAAGGAUGAGCCAAUGGAUGAGGAGUACGAGAAAGCGUCGACACAUCUGCAGCCAGUGGGAAACAUUAAAGAUGAACCCGACAGCGCAGCUGAUUCUAACCAGACACCUGAUGCGAUCAAAAUCAGCGCAGUGUUCUCUGUAGGAGCUCCAACAGUCGACCCAGCAAAGGCAACAAUAGGUCCUACACUAUCCCUUCGUCCUCUGGCCCCAGCCAAUCCAGUUGGUGUGGUCUGCACAGGAUGUCACAAAGUCCUGCUAAAGGGACAGACGGCGUUCCAGCGCAAAGGCUGUCCUAAACUCUACUGCUCACCUCAGUGUCUCUGCAGCACCUCCACCAUGGUGGUCAAGAUACCUCAGAAGAAGCAAUGUUACCACUGCCUCAAAGACAUUCUUGACCCAAAAGAUGUAGUCAAUGCCCCGGUGGACAUGUCAGGGACUAUGAAGGAGUUUUGCAGUCAGAAAUGCCUUAGCGCUUUAAAGUUCAAGUGCAGUGUGUGUCAGAAGUCAGGAAUGACGUACACUCAUGAAGUGAACUUCAAGGGCUCCAUCCAAAAACUGUGCAGCGACAGCUGCUUUAACCAGUUCCGCAUCUCCAAUAAGCUGAUCAUGAACAGCUGUGUGAACUGUGGUGGAUACUGCUAUGGCACAGACAGUCAGUGUCUGUCUCUGCGGAUAGAGGAAAAAGUUUUGAAGUUCUGCAAACAAAACUGCCUCCUAGCCUUCAAAAAGAGGAGUCUGAAGCCUGUCUCCUGCAAAAAUUGUCGUACCAUGCGCCCGGUUGCAGAAAUGGUGUACAGUCCGAGCGCAGAGGGAGUCCGAGAGCUUUUCUGCUCCACUUCCUGUGUUACAGCAAAUAAAGUUCAGACUGUCAGUUCUUCAGGCGCUCCAGUGGAAUGCAACAGCUGCAAGAUGAAUCUAACUCCUCAGUAUCAUCUAGCCAUGUCUGACGGAACCAUCCAGAACUUCUGCUCCUUUUCCUGCGUAGUAUCAUAUCAGGACUCCUUCAGUAAGACAAAACCAAACAACCAGGUAAACUCCAUAACCUCCACCACAAAUACCACAUCUACCCCAAAACCUGCUGCUCCCAAACCUGCUUCAUCAGAGUCUAGCUCCUCAACGACUAGCGCUCCCAGUGGUCCGGUGCAGACAGUCACCAAGAUCCCCUGCUCUCAGUGUCUGAACUCAUUCUUCCACAGACCAGAACUGCUGGAGUUCAAGAGGAAAAUGUACGCUUUCUGCAGUACCACUUGUGUUGAGGAGUUCAAACAGAUCAACAACGUCAUGGCUCGCUGUGAGUACUGCAAGAUCGAUAAAGUUGUUAAGGAGGUGAAAAGGAUAAACAAGAUUGACCGCUGUUUCUGCAGUGAGGGAUGCAAGUUACUUUAUAAGCAUGACCUGGUCAAGCGCUGGGGGAAGAAACACUGUCGCAACUGCUUCUACUGUAGUGGCUCCUCUCAGACUGUAGUCACUGAAAUUGUUGAUAAAGUAGAGGUGGAGUUCUGUGGGAGUGUGUGCUUACAACAACAUAACUUAUUAAUGCGUAAGGAAAUAAAGUGUUCCAUGUGCAGGCAGGCCAAGAUGAUGAGAGAGACCGUGAAAUGGCUGGGUGAGAUUAAGCAUUUCUGUAGCUUGCAAUGCUUGAUGUUCUUUUGCAGUCUGCAGGGCAUCACUGGGCCUGUCAGACCUGGAAGCAAACCUCUGACCACACAAGGGACAAGCCCAGUGCCGUCUCCAGCCCCUCUAGCUACAGUUAAUCGCACAUCCCUGAUCACUAAAGAGGCCACGCCGGUCAUUGACAAUGUUAUUUCACUCUCAAGUGCAUCCAAUGGACAGCCGUGUGUUUUAGGAAACCUCGUUCUGCAAGGCUCUAUUCCAGCUGCUACUGCAAAAAUUUCUGUAAAUGCGGCCAGCACACAGACAGACAGUGUAAAGGCUCCUGCUCCACCACCCCGAAUCCUGAAGAACAAGGCACUACUCUGUAAACCCUUUUGUCAGAACAAAGGCACAUCCUGUAAACCCAAUGUCUGCGACAUGAACACACAAACAGAUGGACCUUCUGUGAUAGUACUUCCUGUGCCAGUGCCAGUCUAUGUUCCGGUUCCCAUGAAUCUCUACACACAAUACACUCCAAAGUCUGUGGGGUUACCGCUACCAGUUCCAGUGCCCUUGUUCUUCCCCACGACUCUGGACAGCGCUGAGCGCAUUGUGAAGACCAUUCAGGAAAUCAAAGAGAAGAUCCCAGAUGACCCUCUGGAGGCUGACCUCAUCAUGAUGGCAGAGAUGGUGGCUGAAGAUACAGAGAGGGAGAAAGGCAUCACAUCUGUUGAUCAGGCUGAAAAUAUAAUGGAGGACCUUGAUCUGGAAGCCCUGUCCAACAAUCUGAGUUGGGAGGAGGACUCGGUGUCUUCAGCUCAGACAUGGGAUCAACCCCCAGAGCCUGAAAGACUUCCACCAUCCAGAUCUGCCACACUGAUCCCUGUCCCUACCUCAGCAGAAGAGCCACAGAUGGACCUGGAGGCGGAUUACCCAGUCGAGAGCAUUGAACUUUUCAGAGGGAAAACGCAAAAGGAGGCGACAGAUACUGGCAAACGCAAAUCUCGCAAGAGAGGACGUGAUGGCCUCCCUCAGAAGAAACGGGGCCGCAAGAGUGCAGCAGUGGUUCCAGCCAAACCGGCUCCAGACAACUUCUCAAACCUCUCCAAACUGCAACAUGAGUAUGCAGUCAAUGCCUGGAGAGACUGGGUGCGCUGGAGGAACGCCCAACCCAACAUGGAGACUCCCAAAUUUGGCUCGCGUACUAUAACGGUAAAGGAGGACCUGUUGAAGUGUUGCACGGCUGAACUGAGCUACGGCCUCUGCAAGUUCAUCUCUGAAGUUCGUCGACCCAACGGAGAGAAGUACAGCCCUGACAGCGUCUAUUACCUCUGCUUGGGCAUCCAGCAGUUCCUGUUUGAGAACAAUCGGAUGGAGAACAUCUUCUCGGAUCUCUUCUACACCAAAUUCUGCCAUGAAAUGACCAACUUACUUAAAGGAUGGAAACCAACUAUAUUACCCACUGGUUACGUUCAUUCUCGUGUGGAGGAGGAGUAUCUGUGGAACUGUAAGCAGCUGGGAGCGUUUUCACCCGGCGUACUGCUCAACACGUUGCUCUAUUUCUUCACAAAGUUCUUCAACUAUAAGACAGUGGAGCAACACCGUCGCCUCUCUUUCGGCCACAUCGUCCGCUGCUCUCGAAGCAAGGGCAGCACCAAAAUGGCCUGUUUGCGUUUCUAUCCCCCCAAAGAUGACACAAGCUCUGAUGGCGUCCCUGCAAAGAAAAGAAAGGAAGAGGAUGAUGACAGUGACACUAUAUAUGAGAUAAAGGAAAAUUUUGACAAUCCUCUCCGCUGUCCUGUCAGGCUGUACGAAUUCUAUAUCUCAAAAUGCUCACCCAGUGUGAGGCAAUGCACGACCCAGUUCUACCUGAGCCCUGAGCGUUCCUGUGUACCCAGCAGUCCCAUGUGGUUCUCAACCACCUCGCUGACUGAUGAGAUUCUGGACAGCAUGCUCACACGCAUCCUUACUGUCAGAGAACUGCACCUCGAGACGGACAAAACUCCCGCUGAGAUCGAUUCAGACAGUGACACGGAUUUCAGACCGUGACCGUGAACGGAGACUCUCGCCUUAAGCGCACAUCAAAAUUGCAGAGUGAAGGAGGUGUCUUGGGGAAACGGUUCUCCUGGAUGGCUCUGUGUAAUUCUACAAAGAUGACAACCUAAAUGCCAUUGUAUUGGCUUGCGGAUAUUGAUAGUGAUUCCCAGGACUGGAAAACAAGUGUUUUGUCAUUGUAUUUUCCAUGUAAUAGUAGUUACGAGGCUGUACAGUUUUUCUUUUGGUUGUAUGGGUUACAUUUAGAGGACAAUUUUAUACAGUGCCACAUUAUACAUAAGUGAUCUUAAAAAGGGAUUACUUCCCAUUCUCUGUAUUAUGAAACACUAACAACAUUGACAGCAUCUUUGUACAACAGGCAUUAAAAACAGUGGCUAAUAUAUCCUCCCUUUGUUCAUUGUAAAAAUGAAUGAGUGUUUUCAUUCUUUUUGUAACCUUGCCAUUCCAGGGUUUAUUAAUUCCUGUAAUGGGCAACACUGUAUUUCUUUGGAUUAAAAAAGACAAAGCGGAAUCUCUCAUUUAAUGUUUCAACAUACUGGCUUUCAAGGUGUAUCUUCACAAGUUGACAUUUCAAAUAAAGAAUUACAUACUUGCCUUUUCCACAGAAA
This is a messenger RNA of Pimephales promelas (fathead minnow), 5831 nucleotides long. Its product is annotated as zinc finger MYM-type protein 4. Gene Ontology annotation, molecular function: zinc ion binding. NCBI's taxonomy places the organism in Eukaryota, Metazoa, Chordata, Actinopteri, Cypriniformes, Leuciscidae. The record is from RefSeq and is a predicted model, not a curated record.